AUGCAUACGUUAGCCUAUAAACACAGCAAUGCUCACGACGAUGGUAUUUGGUCAUGCGGUUGGGGUGAAUUGCGAACUACAAAAACUAUAGAUCGAGACGAUUUUGAUAAAGAUGAUGAGUCCGACGAAGAAGUACAAGAACUUUCAUCUGAUUGUAUAGUUACUGGUUCCAUUGAUGAAACUGUGAAAAUAUGGAAUUAUGAUAAGGCGACCAAUCUCAAUAUUGACAAAACUCUUAGCGAACACUCACAAGGUGUGCUAUCUGUUGCACUGAAUUCAGAUGCAUCGAUAAUAAUUGCAGUGCAUUAG
This is a messenger RNA of Macrosiphum euphorbiae (potato aphid), 309 nucleotides long. The record is from the annotation of a GenBank genome assembly. NCBI's taxonomy places the organism in Eukaryota, Metazoa, Arthropoda, Insecta, Hemiptera, Aphididae.